Molecule: messenger RNA, 688 nt
Organism: Raphanus sativus (radish)
Lineage: Eukaryota; Viridiplantae; Streptophyta; Magnoliopsida; Brassicales; Brassicaceae
Exons: 5
Coding region: 1-615 (204 amino acids)
Source: RefSeq, a predicted model, not a curated record
AUGAAGAAAGCGGAAGUAGGGGCGGCGAGUCUGCUUGGCUCACCAACUUUCGUGGAUAUAGGAAACGGACGGCUCAGAUGCGUGGAGACUGGUCACGAAGUUGUAGCCGGAGACGAAGAAGCAUACGCUUGUAACAAACGGUGUCGUCUGGGACUCAUUGAUCACGCUCUAUCUCAUGGGAAAUCUCCUCUCAACAUGUUCUCGCAGUGCCUAAUUUCUCGUUCGAAGCUCGUGUGCAAGCUUACUGGGGAUACUGUGAACAAGAACGAGCAACAUAUCUGGAAACACGUGAAUGGGAAGAGAUUUCUACACAAAUUAGAGCAAAUGGAAAGAGGAGCUGGAACAAGCGGAAAGACAGAGGAAAUACAAGUAACCAAACACAGACGCGUUAAGGAAGAAACUGACUCCGAUGAUUCAGAAUUUUGGAUGCUCAAGUCAAGUUCUGGUUCAGAGUCAGAACAGGAGAGUGAUGACGAAAACUGCAUAGGUUCUCUCUGUGAUGCCAGAGAAUCUGAGGAGCUCUCAGAAAGAACAAAGAGGAUGUCAAUAGAGAUUGGACCAAGUAGCUUUGCGUCGAGGAAGAAAAAGAUUAGGAAUAGUAAUGAGUCAUGUUAAGAAAAGAUUGUUGCGAUAAGCAGAUACAGUUUUGUUUAUAAAAGAAAAAAGAAAAGAAACCUUUAUCGUAUGA